Molecule: messenger RNA, 671 nt
Organism: Corylus avellana
Lineage: Eukaryota; Viridiplantae; Streptophyta; Magnoliopsida; Fagales; Betulaceae
Product: signaling peptide TAXIMIN 1
Source: RefSeq, a predicted model, not a curated record
UUGAAUUUCUUAAUACCCAAUUACUUGUUCUCUCCGUCCAUAGUAUUGAAUUUUUCUGCUUCUUCAAAUUGUGAAGAAGAAAGCAACAGAGGAGGAAGAAAUUAAGCAAGAAGGAAGAAGAGAGAGAGAGCUAUGUGCUGCUGCUGCUGUGAGGAUUGUGAAUGCAGGCCUCUGGGAUUUCUGCUGGGCCUGCCCUUCGCCUUCCUCGCCCUCCUCAUCUCCAUCGUCGGCAUCGUCAUCUGGAUAGUCGGAUUGGCGUUGACUUGCAUAUGCCCAUGCUGCCUCUGCGCGACGGUAAUAGUGGAGUUCGCGCUGGCGUUGAUUAAGGCUCCCAUUCGGGUCAUGAAGUGGUUCACAUCCAAGAUCCCUUGUUAGAAUUUAAAUUGAAUUUAGAGCUUCUUAAUCAAUACAAUUUUAUUUAGAAAAAAUGUUUAGGGUCAAUAAAUUCUUCAUAUUUUGCCCAUAUUCUCUUACAAAUUCAAUAGAUCAACUAUUAAAUUUGUGGGGUCUACCAUUCACUUAUGUAGAGUCCACGUAACUCCACAAAUAUAGUGGUCGAUUUGUGAAAUGUAAAAUUUAUUUAAAUUUUGAUUCAUCUUUGAAUGGUGGUCAUGUACUUACACUUCUCAUAUUUAGUCAUUGGAAUUUUGAUGCAGUUGACUUUAGAAAGA